AAACAGCUGAUCUAUGGUAUGUAGGCGUGGCUUAAAUGACAGAAGGAUGUUUACAAAAAUUCUGUAUGUGGGCCUGAGUAAUUAUUCAAAUGAAUUGAUAAUAUCUUACUAGGUAUGUAGGGGAAAAACAAAAUUAAUAUUAAUCAUGAAUUUAUGGGUGUUGAAUGAAAACGUGGAAAUUCGGAGGGAAAUUGGCGAGAGUGUAAUAAAAAUAAGCAAUAUCGGAAAUCAUUUGUUUCUAUUGACCAUAAACAACAAUUUGUAUCACGGAGUGGUCGAAAAAAACGAACAUCGUCAAGCCUACAUCGACCUCGAGUACGUGAGAGAUUUAAAACUUGUUGAUAUUGAUAGUUGUAAAGAGUUUUUAUUCACUGUUAACAAAGAUGGAAGUUUAUUUAAGUGUAGAGAAACCCUAGAAGUUGUUAAUGAAAUUGAGCUGGUGGAGGAGUAUUUAUGCGCCAGAGGCCACAAUGCAACAAAAUGCAAGCAAAAAGUACAAUCUAUUGCUGUGGGAGAGUAUGGCAAGUUGUUUAUCACAGACAGUGGCCAAUUGUGGGGUUCUGGGUACAUGCCUCAAAUAGGAAUAAACAGUGAACAACCCAAGAGGGUUCAUUUUUUCAUUGGUAGAUUUGUGUUUAGCGUGAACGUGGGAAAUGAUUUUGCAAUAGCAAUAGUAAGUAAACAGGCCAAAAAUGAUGAUGCUGAUAGUGAUGAGGAAGAGAAUUUUCCCCCCAACUGUCCAAAGUGCUUGUCGGCAUCUCAGCUUACAUCUCCAGGUUCCUUGAAUUCAAUGUCUGAAGUUUGUCCUCUAGGUGUUAAAGUGUUAGGUAGUUAUGACAUAGAAACCACCUCAACAAGUAGUAAGAAUGAUAGCAGUGUUAGUUCAAAUGAAAAAUUAAAUGACGAGAAUUUCGACACCAAGGUGGAAAAAAACAUAAUUUUUCGAAACACUGAAGCAGCCAAAGAGUUUCUUACCAGGCAGAUAUCAAGGAUGUCAUCUGCUGGAGAGGAAUAUUUGGUGGAAUGCACAGAAAAACCUACUAGAAUUUUAAAGGAGAACAUGACUAAUGUUGCCAGUUUUGUGUAUGAAGGGGUAAAAACUGUCGGUGACAAAGUGGUUACAUUGUCGCGGCAUGUCAGCGGAAGUUCCGACUGUAAUAGCGUCAUUGAAAAUAACGACGAAUCGCGCAUUCAUAAGAGCAACUCCAAGGAUGAGGUGAUUCUUUCUGUGAGCCAAUGCACUUCUGAGAGAGACCUGUCGGAACACGAACUCCAAGGCAGAAUCAAUUUUAUCGUGAAAACCGGCUCAAAUUUGCUAAAUUGUGAGGUGUGGACAUGGGGAAACAUUUUGCAUGGACAGCUAGGCAUAGGCGACAUUAUAAAGCGCGAGCGGCCGAUGAUUAUAACGAAGCUGUCGAACAUCGGCGUGAAGAAGGCGUCGGUGCAGAGUUUCCACGCGGCCGUCUUGACGCUGGACGGCAGGGCGUUCAUCUGGGGCCAGAACGACCACAAUCAAGUCACCGCCGAAAACAAUUCGGACCAGAGCUCGCCGAAAUUGUACUCGUCGCCGAAUCAAAACGAACGCGUGAAAGACAUCGUGUGCGGCGAGCAUUUCACCACGCUGCUCACCAACCGACACAACGUCGUCUAUUUCGGUAAGGGGACAAGGAAUUCCUUUAAUUUCCAUAACAAUAACGACGAGAAUAAUGACGCGGAAAAUAAAGUGAACUGCUUCACGAAUUUGCUGUCCAGCAAGCAGUACACACUGUUGAAUAAUGGGAGGUGCGAGGAUGAUAAUAUUUUGGAGUUUAUAAAUCAGGAGCAGAAAAUGUUGGAGGAGAUGCUUGCCGUGCACCUGCACAUCAUAAAACCUCUACAAAAGAAAAAUAUCACGUCUUCGAUCGCCUCACUGCUGGAAACUUUAUGCCGCACUUACAGCGAUCUGCUUUAUUUUUGGGUUGCGAACAUUCAAUCUUUAAUCGAAUACAGCAACGGCUUGAUAUCAAUGGGGGAAAUUAUUAUUUUCAAAUAUCAAGAAGAACACGUGCACGUCUACAAGAAAUACUUGGACACCAUCCACAACAUAAUCAGCGUGAACGGGUUCGCCAACAUAUCCAAGCUACUCGAAGUACCUGCCGCAUUGUACAAAUUGAAGUCGGAUGUUUUUACGAAAAAAGAAAAAAACAACGAGGAAGCGAUUUCGACGUUUUUGUCGACGCCCGCCGCCCGUCUUGAUCAUUACACGGCGAUAAUUCAGCACUUGUGCACUGAGAAAAACAAGUGGGCCGAUUUUAUCGCCUACUACGAGUCGAACAAAAAGCAAGCGGAGUUGACGAACGCGUUUUGGGUGAACGGGGGUAAGCAGGUGGAGUUUUUGAAGAGCCCCGAUCGCAGAUUAAUCAAAGACAGCCAUAAAGAUCCUAUCAAUUUGUUGGGCGCUGGUAGAUUCUCUUCGCACUGGUUUAUUUUGUUCAACGAUUUGUUCGUCCACUUUAACGGCUCGACGGCGUCGCAGUUCCAGCUGCCCAUGAUCUGGAUCGAACCCGUGCAACAAGAUGAAAACAGUCAGCAGCAGCAACAGCAUCAAAUCUCGUUGAAAAUGCCGGAAGAUUCUCUGACUUUGGUCGCGACCGAAGCCGAAGGCAAGAUCGAGUGGUAUCGGGCGCUGCAGCACGCCGUUCUCAAUUGUUUGAACAAAAGGGAGGCGCUGCAGCCCCCCAUGGUCAGGAGUGGCAGUCACACUUUCGUCAAGGCGGGUUUUUUCAAGGACGCGACUUACACGGGCCGGUGGUCUCAGGCCAAAAUGCACGGAUACGGACAGGUCGAAUGGCCGGACGGGAAAACUUACGCCGGACAAUUUUGCAAUAAUCAACUCAAUGGUUACGGCGAAAUGACCAUUCCCAAUAUUGGUUGCUAUGAGGGCCAGUGGAAGGAGAACCAGAAAAACGGUCUGGGCUGCCUGAAGUACUCGAAUAGCGACAUCUAUCAGGGCCACUUCAAGGACGGGCAGCCGCAUGGGCACGGGUUUCUGCGCAAAGGUAACUUCAUGGCGAGCCGCGCCUCCUUUUAUAUCGGCGAUUGGGUUUCCGGCUCGAAAAGCGGAUACGGCGUCAUGGACGACAUCGUGGCUGGCGAAAAGUACAUCGGGAGCUGGUCCGAUAACAAGAAAGAGGGACAAGGUAUCAUAGUCACCUCUGAUGGGGUCUACUACGAGGGAAACUUCCAUCAAGACGUGUUCACGGGUCACGGAAUAAUGAUAUUAGAGGAUAAUACUCACUACGAGGGCGAAUUCAAAGGCACUGGGUUUUUGAACGGCAAAGGUGUGCUGACUUUGCCUAGCGGCCACACGGUAGAGGGCAGCAUGACCGGAGCGUGGAACGAAGGCAUCAAAAUCAACGGCACUUUUGCUCGAACUUUGGAACAAAAGUUGCCGAAAUCCUUCGAAACCCUCUGCACGCCGGUGCAUUUGAAGUGGAAGGCCCUCUUCAAGCAUUGCAAUCAAGUGUUGGGCAUUCAGGAGUCGAAAACCCCGGAAACGCAGAAAAUAUGGCAGAACGUGGCGGUGUACCUCUCUAACGCCUCAUCGUUGAAGCGGAAAAAAUCGGAUAGGAAGUUCCCGAACUCUCUCAACCAUUUAGACAUCAUUCCUCCAUACGGUAUGGACAAAUUGAACAUGGACAACUAUCAGAUCGUCAAAAAUUACCUGACGAAAGCGUUCGAGAGUCCGUACCAUCCACUGGGGUCGUUGCUGAACGACUUGUCAGAGGCGUACAACACGACUUACGGGGGAAGGGCGCACCCCCUCCUAUUGAAACACGCCAUCACCGAGCUCAUUUUUAUCACGAGAAGACUGUACGAGGUCGUGAGGACGCUUUUCCCUGGACUUCCUGCCUAUGGAUUGGAUAUUUAUAUCGAAGCCGACGACAGAGACUACGUUAUCAAUUACCAGGCUUUAUUGUACCCGAUAAUAUUACCGAAGGUCCAUCAUCCUUUAUUCACUCUUUUCACUUUGAACAAUGAGGAGCAAGAAAGACAAUACAAGAGAACUUUGGUGGAGUGGAACAAGCAGUCCGAUUAUACGUUGAUGGCAUUCCUCUCAGUUGACCAGAAAUUCUUUAAGACUGAAGACUCAUUUCCGCAUUCGCCAAUAAAAAAUCAGGUUUUCCUAGAGGCUAUAGAAACUCUGCAACAAAUAAAAUCGACAUUUUCUCCCACAGACAAACUUCUAGUCAUAAUUCAAACUGUAGAAAAAAUGAAACCAGUUGCUCAGGAUAUUCUGGGCAAAUCUUACAUCUGGAAUAUGGACGAUUUGUUUCCUUUAUUUCUUUAUGUCGUAGUCAGAUCGAGAAUUCCAGAUUUGGGAUCUGAAUUGGAUUUUGUGGAGAAUUUUAUGGAUCCAAGUCUGGAAAGCGGUGAAAUGGGCAUCAUGUUCAUUACGCUUAAAGCCUGUUACCAACAAAUCUUGAAAGAGAAAUCUUACAUUGUUUAAACUAUUCCGUCAAGUUGAUAUUCCCACCCCAGUAAAAUAUUAUUUAUUGAAAUAAAUAUCCAACCCAUCAUUAUGUGAUAAACGAAC
This is a messenger RNA of Brassicogethes aeneus, 4576 nucleotides long. The record is from the annotation of a GenBank genome assembly. Lineage: Eukaryota; Metazoa; Arthropoda; Insecta; Coleoptera; Nitidulidae.